CUAAACCAUUACACCAAGUUAAUGCUUUUCUGUUAGACAAAGUUGAUGGGUAAGGCAUCAAAAUGGUUUCGCGGCAUUCUCGGCCUCAAAAGACCAGACUCGCCAUCUCCUUCGGUUUCACUUCCAAAACCACCCAAAGAGAAACGCCGUUGGAGCUUCGUUAAGUCUUACAGAGAAAAGGACCAUGCCACCGUCCAGCACCACUCCGUCGAACCCGCCGAGCCUCACGACCACUCCGUCGCCGUCGCAGCUGCCACCGCUGCCAUUGCGGAGGCCGCCGUCGCUGCUGCUCAUGCUGCCGCCGCCGUGGCUCGACUCACUAGCAGUGGACGGUGCGCCGCCUCCACCGCCGGGGGCAUUGUUCGAUCAGAAGAAUGGGCAGCCAUUAAGAUUCAAUCCGCAUUUCGAGGCUCUUUGGCAAGGAAAGCUCUGCGAGCUUUAAAAGGAUUGGUGAAACUACAGGCAUUGGUAAGAGGUGACAUUGACAGGAAGCGCACAGCAGAAUGGUUGCAUAGAGUGCAAGCCCACUUACGCAUACAGGCCCGACUCCGUGCUAGCCGGGCCCAAAAUUUGCUCUCCCCAUAUUGGAAUGCAAAGUCGUCAUCCAUUGCAUACCUUCACGGUCCAGCAACGCCAGACAAAUUUGAAAGCCCAAUCAGAUCCGAGAACAUGACAUAUGAUCAUUCAUCAUCGGUAUUCAAGAGAAACAGCUCCAAAUCCCGUGAACAAAUCAGUGGCAAUCAAGAGAAAUAUGGGAACAGAUCAGAUAGUCGUGUUGAUGAACAACCAUGGAAUCAACGAAGAUCGUGGACAAGAACUUGUAAUAUGGAUGAAGAAAGAAGUGUCAGGAUUCUUGAAGUUGAUUCUGGAAAGCCACACAUCACAUCAAAACGUAGAAACCUCUUUUACUAUCCUAGCCAAGCCUUGGUUUCGGAUCAUUACAGUCAGAGUUUGACCCACACAAAGGACUCAACAGUGUCUUAUCAAACGGGUCAUAGUCAAUCUUCCUGUGAAGUUGAGUCUUAUAGCCCUUUAAAUAUGAACGAGGUUGAGGAAAGUUCAUUCAGCGCUGCUGAGAAUAGUCCUCAAAUAUUAUCUGCGUCUUCCAAAGAUGGGAGCGCCAAAAGAAGUCCUUUUACUCCUACAAGGAGUGAUGGGUCAAGAAGCUAUCUAAGUGGUUAUUCUGAGUAUCCAAGUUACAUGGCUUACACUGAGUCUUCAAAAGCAAAGGUAAGAUCUCUCAGUGCUCCAAAGCAAAGGCCUCAGUAUGAGAGGUGUAGCUCUUCUAAUAGGUACUCUCUUCAUGCAUUUGGUGAGUCAAAAUUGGCCACACAAGGGGUAUCUGCAUUGCACGCAAGCUUCACUAGCAAAGCCUAUCCCGGUUCUGGUCGUUUGGACAAACUUGGUUUGCCUGUGGGGUAUAGAUACUGACGUAUGCGUUUGUGUUAAAAUGGAUUAUGGUUUCUGCCUCUCGACCUUAUUUUGAGUGGAGUGUAUCUUUGCUAACAUGUUGUAUUUAGCUUCAAACCUUCGCUGUCCAAGUUUAGUUUUUAUUUUCUCUCUUUUUUGUGCCACAUUUAGAAUUCUGUAAUCGGCCCAUA
Molecule: messenger RNA, 1601 nt
Organism: Abrus precatorius (Indian licorice)
Lineage: Eukaryota; Viridiplantae; Streptophyta; Magnoliopsida; Fabales; Fabaceae
Product: protein IQ-DOMAIN 14-like
Exons: 4
Coding region: 46-1431 (461 amino acids)
Molecular function (GO): protein binding
Source: RefSeq, a predicted model, not a curated record